Messenger RNA from Psylliodes chrysocephalus, 1525 nucleotides. Lineage: Eukaryota; Metazoa; Arthropoda; Insecta; Coleoptera; Chrysomelidae. The record is from the annotation of a GenBank genome assembly.
GUCAAAAUCGAAUUAGAAAAAUAGACUUUUAUACUAGAUUUAACUUUUUUCUCAAAAUGUGGCUGAGAUAUUUGUUAGUGCUGCUUUUUAUUGUACAAAGUGGGCUAACCAACGAAUACCAAGACCUGUCUGAUAACGAAUUCGCUGAAUUUGAAGAUUUCGAAGUCGAAGACGAUCCAGUCAUAUCCGAAGAACAAAAUCAUCAUGCUUAUGCCUCGCAAAAAUCGUCAGACGAAAAAUUAUUAGAAGGGGAUGAUGAUGGAGACGUUGUUGUAGACGAUGACGAUUCCGAAUUCGAUCAUUUUCAAGAUGUGGAGGAGUUUGAAGGGUUUGAAGUCAAAGAUGAAACCGUAAAAACAGAACCGAAGAUUACCAUAGCUAAAGUCCCUGUUAAUUUCAGACAGAACUGGGACAGUUAUUACCUGGAAAUACUCAUGAUGUCAGGUCUAAUAGUCUAUUUCAUAAAUUUCGCCACAGGGAAGAGUAAGAAUAGUAGAAUAGCGAAUACUUGGUUCAAUACUCACAGGCAAUUAUUGGAAGAUAAUUUUUCUUUAGUCGGAGAUGAUGGAAUUGUAGAUAGAAACGAGAAUGUCAGUCUAGUCAAGGAGAGUGAGAAUGUGUUUACACUUUGGUGUAGUGGAAGGUCUUGUUGUGAAGGAAUGCUUGUAGAGCUGAAAUUAAUCAAGCGCCAGGACUUGCUAGCGAUUCUGGCAGGCAUCAUGCGCCCUACCAUGGACCAGCUUCACAUAACCAUCAGAAUGAACAAAGAAGACAUGGACUCGUUCGUAUUCUGCCUGGCGGCCAAAAAAACCGCCGUCAACCUGGUCAAGGACAUGGAGGAUUUGUCUGUUUAUUGCCCGGAGCGUAAGCCGGGCCAAAAUUACAACAUCACCGGACCCUUUAAUGUGAUGAGCGAAAUCGCGGAGGCCACGUCGGCCAUUUUGGACCAUAAAAUGUCGGCUGUUAUUAAUAAGUAUCCCGAAUAUAUCGAUUAUAUUCAUAUUUCGGAUCAGUAUUCUGGUGCCAAACAGACCGAGGAUAGCGGCGCGUUGAAAUUACCUGAGACUGAAAAAGUGAUUAUGUUCGGAUUUAAUUUGCCCAUUAAAGGGAUGCCUCUCGAAGAGGCCUGUAUGAAACUUACGCCAUUAAUGAAUAUGGUAUUCUACUGUAUGGACAAGGUGAAACGUAUCAGACUGUCAAAAGAAGCCAAAACCAAAGCAGAGAAGAAUCGUCAGAAGGUCGAAGCGAUCUUCCUGAAAUGCACGCACGCCGCCCGCGCAGAAGCGGCGGCGGCCCGUAAGGAGGAGAAGCGGCGACAGGAAAAGGAGAAAGUCAUGGCCGAAGAGGAUCCGGAACGUCAGCGACGUUGGGAACUGAAGGAGGAGAAACGACAGGCGAAGAAACGGGGGCCAAAAAUGAAGCAAUUGAAAGUCAAAGCACUUUAAGAAAUCUAUUCGAUCUCUUUUUUUUUGUAUUCUACAUGAUAUGUAGUUGUUUUGUUAGAACAAUAAAUUAUGUAUUUAAA